Rosa rugosa (rugosa rose) is the source of this 2792-nucleotide messenger RNA. Its product is annotated as disease resistance protein RUN1-like. The record is from RefSeq and is a predicted model, not a curated record. Gene Ontology annotation, molecular function: ADP binding. NCBI's taxonomy places the organism in Eukaryota, Viridiplantae, Streptophyta, Magnoliopsida, Rosales, Rosaceae. The transcript is spliced from 2 exons. Bases 635 to 2452 code for a protein of 605 amino acids. Gene Ontology annotation, biological process: signal transduction; defense response.
UUUUCGAUUAUUUUUCUCUUCCUUUUAUCACAAUAUUGUUUGUGUUAGAAUUGAUAGCUAGCACUGAUAGAACUUGAGAGAGGUUUAGGACUUGGAUUACGACUUGGUGUUUAGAGUGUUUUGGACACUCUGUAAGUAAAACAGAGGAGAAGGGACUGAAACAGAGGAGAGACCGCAAUACUUAACUUUAGAUUGUAGUAUUGCUUACUUGAUUACUUUGCUCGAUUCAUUAGCAAGAGCACAUACAUGAAUGUUGUUAGGUGUUGUAAGUACAUUUCUGGACCAUUAUACAAUCGGUUAAGUACAUUAUAAUUCUAGAAUAUACUUGCUACAGUAGUGAUAAUUCUAGAUCAUUUCUAGAUUAAUCAAGUUCAAUUUAGUUCUAGACUAAAUCUAGGUUAAUGUAGAAUUAUUUGGAAUUUUACCAAUGUGCAUUACUAUUAACAGUUUGCAUUAUUUUGACUGUUUUGAUCCUUGGUGAGUAUGUAGUCAUUCUGAUUAUAUCGAUCAACCUUAGGAAUUAAGCUGCAAAAUCAUGCGUGUUGUUACAGAUUUCAGAAACUUGGAAAUUGCCUGCAUUUAUUGUUAUUGACCAAGUGUUGGUAACAGGCCGGUAUAUUGAAACCACUUUCAAAUGGGCUUCACGUCUACUCCUCCACGCACAUACGAUGUGUUUCUGAGUUUCAGGGGUAUGGACACCCGUGAGGGUUUUACAGAGCGUUUAUACCAGAAACUGCGGUGGCGCAAAUUUGUUGUUUUCAAAGACGACGAAGACCAUGAAAAAGGAAUGUCUAUCUCUGAGAAGCUCCUGAGUGCAAUAGAAGAAUCAAAGACUGCCAUCAUUGUCAUCUCGCCAAACUUUGCUUCAUCCACCUGGUGCUUGGAUGAACUGUUGAAGAUUCUUGAAUGCAUGGAAGCUAGGAAUACAGUUUUGCCGGUUUUUUAUGAUGUGGAUCCCGCCCAUGUCCGACAUCAAUUGGGGACUUUUGCAGAAGCCAUGGUAAAGCAUGAACAAAGAAUUAAGGUAGACAAGGUGCAACUUUGGAGAGAUGCUUUAACAAAAUUGGCUAAUUUCGUUGGGUGGACUUCAAAAGAUUAUGGCUCUGAGGCAGAGCUUAUCGAUGAAAUAGUGGAACAAGUGCAGAAUAAGGUACAUCCUGCUAUCACCUUGUUAGGUUCCACAGAGAAGUUGGUUGGGAUGGAUUCUGAACUAAAGAAUUUUAUUCGGCUCUUAGAACCGGAGGCUGAUGAUGGUCGCUUUUUAGGGAUAUGCGGUAUGGGCGGGAUCGGUAAGACGACUCUUGCUAGAUUAGUGUAUGAGAGAGUUUCGCAUAAUUUCCAAGUUAGCUGCUUUCUUGCAAAUGUCAGAGAAGUUUAUAGGAAACAGGGUCUUGUUCAUUUGCAAAACCAGCUUCUUUCCCAAAUCUUGAAGGAAAAAUUUGUAGAAGUAUUCGAUGUUCAUACCGCAGCCCGUAUGAUUAAGAAUAGUUUGCAGAAUUAUAAGGUUCUUCUUAUUCUUGAUGAUGUGGAUCGAAUUGAGCAACUAGAGUCCGUGGCCGGAAAGGCAGACUGGUUUGGUAAGGGAAGCAGAAUCAUCAUUACAACUAGAGACCAUCAUAUGCUGUGCGAUCAUGGGGUAAAUAGAUUGUACAAGUCUGCCUCAAGAGCAUUAGAUGAAGCACUUCAACUCUUUAGUCGGAAAGCCUUUCACAGAGAUGAACCUGAAGAAGCUUAUAUCAAAUUGUCCAACUGUUUCAUCAAAUAUUGCCAGGGCCAUUCAUUAGCUCUUAAAAUUUUGGGAUCCUUUUUAUAUGGUAAAGGUCUAGAUAUAUGGGAUAGUACAUUGGUUAAACUCCAAAAAAUUAGUGAUCACAGCAUUUUUUCUGUGCUCAAAGUGGGUUAUGAUGGACUAAACAGGAAAGAGAAGAGAAUUUUUCUGGAUGUCGCAUGUUUCUUUAGGGGUGAACAACGGGAGCGAGUGAUUCAGAUACUAAGUUCCAACUUUGUUGGUGCUCAUGUGAUGGUAAAAGCUCUCGAGGAGAAAUCUUUCUUAACUUCAUAUAAGAACUGUGUGGAGAUGCAUGACUUGAUCCAAGAAUUGGGACGGGAAAUUGUUCGUGAAGAGUGUCUUACGAAGCCUGGUCGACGCAGUCGGCUGUGGCAUCAUAAAGAAAUUUUGGAAGUACUCGCAUCCGAUGAGGGUACAGAAGCAAUUGAAGGCAUACUUUUGAACUUGCCUGAUGAUCAUGAAUCAACAAUGAUAGAAGAUCGCUUGAAUCCUAAAGCCUUCUACAAGAUGAGCAAUCUGAGGUUUCUCAAAAUUCACAAUUUGAGGAUGAGCCUUCCUCUAAUCUCCAAAUAUCUUCCUGAUUCCUUGAGGCAUUUCGAAUGGAGUUGUUCUUGUCCAAGCAUAGAUGAUCAAGAUAGUGCUAGUGAGGAUUGGGAUGAGUAGAUGGAAUAGCAUAUUUUGCUUCGGAAUGGAUUAGUAAAGAAAUGCCCUUUUUACAUUCAUUAUAUUUGUCGCAGUGUAGCAGUCAUUUGGAUGCCCGGGCACCAUUGUAUCAGAUGGCUCAAACCAUUCAGAGCCAUGCUUUGUGUUUCCUUUUAGUCAUUUUGAUCUGUAAUUGUGUUGAUGUUUGUAGACAGUAUGGGGAGCAUGUCUCCAUGUAUCUUAAGGCGGAGCUAGUGAGCUACCUAGUAGCCACUAAUAUUUGUAUUUUAUUGACGCAGUAUAGUUUGAAUAGGGAUUUUACAAUUUCACAACAAGGAUUGAACGCGGGUUGAGGGGGUUC